Messenger RNA from Pygoscelis adeliae (Adelie penguin), 609 nucleotides. It is a transcript of the gene STPG1, whose product is annotated as sperm-tail PG-rich repeat containing 1. The record is from RefSeq and is a predicted model, not a curated record. NCBI's taxonomy places the organism in Eukaryota, Metazoa, Chordata, Aves, Sphenisciformes, Spheniscidae.
AUGGACUGUAUGGACCAUUGCUCUGUUCCAGCAUCACUGUUCUCAGAGUUACUCCUAAAAGAAUUGAAUGAAAACCCAGGCCUAGGAUUCUAUAGUGUAACUCAUCAGUCUGCAGAGAUCAACAGCACCUCAUUGUCAAAGAAAGGAACUCGGUAUUUCUCUUCACUGGUUCCAUGCACGGGAUGCAAGAAAACCUCCAACUAUCCAGCUGCAAAUGCCUACAAGAUCGUUUUUCAGUCCAAGCAAGACUUUAACAUCAUCGAUUCCCUCAUCAAGAUGUCUCCCAAGGGUAUAACAUCUUGCUUCAAGUCAAAGACCUCCCGCCUAACAAGGAUGGACAGAUUUACUCCAGAGCAGAAAUUCUGCUUGACUCUCUCUGCUCCAGCCAUCCCACCUUGUAAAGAUCCUCCUUCGCCUGGGCCUGGGCAGUACAGCCUAGUAGAUUACAAAGGGUCUCCAAAGCAGGACUGCUCAAGUGCUGUGUUUGUCUCAAACACAGGGAGAUGGAUGGGGAGCAUGUCACAGGAAAGGAAAAACAAUGAAGCACAGAAAUUAGGAGAGCCCACCUGCAAAGGCACGUGGACACCUGAAGACACAUACAAUUUCUAA